Angiostrongylus costaricensis is the source of this 363-nucleotide messenger RNA. The record is from the annotation of a GenBank genome assembly. Lineage: Eukaryota; Metazoa; Nematoda; Chromadorea; Rhabditida; Metastrongylidae.
AUGUCGGAGCAGUUGAAAGCGCAGUUUGAACAGGCUUUGCAGAAGUACAAGGAAAUAGAAAGCGGUGAGUGGUUCGGCGCUGUUCAGUUCGUUCUGUUAUUUUUACCCAAAUGUUUAGAUCGUGAGAAAUACAUUAGUGAUCGACAACAGCUCGAAAGUCAGUUGACAGAAAACACACUGGUUAAAUCAGAAUUCGACUACCUAGAUGAGGAUGCGAAAGUUUAUAAGUUGAUUGGAGCAUGCUUAAUACGACAGGAUAUAGCCGAGGCUCGGGUAAACGUCGAAAAGCGACUAGAAUACAUCACGGCUGAGAUAGAUGAAAGAUCGAAAGCUGUUUCAUGGAACAAGAUGUUCCAUUUGUAG